ACACAACACAACGCCAUUUUCAGAUGUCUGGCUGUUCAGCACUGUGUUGAUCACAGAAAUAACUAGGUCACAAGACUGACGGCAAAAUACUGAAUCAGAGUCUUGUUAAAACAAGAGGUUUGGAUUUGCCAACCUUUCCGCUCAUCGCAUAUCGGCUGUGAGCAAAUGAUUGUGAUCGGUUGGCUAUCUCGGAUACGGUAUUCUAGUGCGGGCCCUGGUUGAUCGCCUUUUUCACUGCGACUGCAAGCUAAACAAACAAGAAUGAAAAGGACAAAGCGAGGUGACGAGGAGCAAGAAGGAGUUGGUGGUGGUGGAGGAGGAGGAGGAGGAGGAGGAGGAGGAGGCGGAGGAGGCCCUAGUGACAGAGAGGGCAGCCCAGACCCCGGCCCCUCUGAGCAGUGCAAGAGACUGCGAAGCCUGUCCUCAGAGGAGGAUACUGGUGACACCACCACAACCACAACCACCACCACCACACCACCCAACCAGACCAAGGAGAAGGAUGCCAGCAUCCUCUGUGAUGACACCACCACCAGCACCACCACUACACAACUCAACCAGCCUAAGGUGGAGGAGGAAAGCAUUGGCCAGGGCGUGUUGGCAGUGGUGGACCCCGACCUAGACCCGGAUAGUGACGAGUGCAGUGGCGUGGUCCCGCACUGGAGCCACCUCCCCCAAGAGAUCUUGCUCCAGAUCUUCCAGUACCUGCCACUGCUGGACCGAGCGUACGCCUCUCAGGUGUGCCGUAGCUGGAACCAGGCCUUUCACAUGCCGGAGCUCUGGCGCUGCUUCGAGUUUGAGCUCAACCAGCCUGCUAGCUCCUACCUGAAGGCCACCCAUCCGGACCUCAUCAAGCAGAUCAUCAAGAGGCACUCCAACCACCUGCAGUAUGUCAGCUUCAAGGUGGAUAGCAGCACUGAGUCUGCGGAGGCAGCGUGUGACAUCCUGUCCCAGCUGGUCAACUGCUCCCUCAAGACCCUGGGCCUCAUCUCCACGGCCAGGCCCAGCUUCAUGGAGCUGCCCAAGUCUCACUUCAUCUCGGCGCUCACUGUGGUGUUUGUGAACUCCAAGUCGCUGUCGUCCCUGAAGAUCGACGACACCCCCGUGGACGACCCCUCUCUGAAGGUCUUGGUGGCCAACAACAGCGACACCCUCAAAUUACUCAAGAUGAGCAGCUGCCCUCACGUCUCCCCUGCAGGCAUCCUGUGCGUGGCCGACCAGUGCCACGGGCUGCGCGAGCUGGCCCUCAACUACCACCUGCUGAGCGACGAGCUGCUGCUGGCGCUGUCGUCGGAGAAGCACGUGCACCUGGAGCACCUGCGCAUCGACGUGGUGAGCGAGAACCCCGGGCAGCAGUUCCACACCAUCAAGAAGAGCAGCUGGGACGCCAUGGUGCGCCACUCGCCCAAGUUCAACCUGGUCAUGUACUUCUUCCUGUACGAGGACGAGUUCGAGCCCUUCUUCAAGGAGGAGAUCCCCGUCACGCACCUCUACUUCGGCCGCUCGGUCAGCAAGGACGUGCUGGGCCGCGUCGGCCUGCACUGCCCGCGCCUGGUGGAGCUGGUGGUGUGCGCCAACGGCCUGCGCCCGCUGGACGAGGAGCUGAUCCGCAUCGCCGACCGCUGCAAGCACCUGACGGCCAUCGGGCUGGGCGAGUGCGAGGUGUCGUGCAGCGCCUUCGUGGAGUUCGUCAAGAUGUGCGGCCGGCGCCUCUCGCAGCUCAGCAUCAUGGAGGAGGUGCUGGUGCCCGACCACAAGUACGAGCUGGACGAGAUCCACUGGGAGGUGUCCAAGCACCUGGGCCGCGUCUGGUUCCCCGAUAUGAUGCCCACCUGGUAGACUGCUGCUGGCCCAGGUGGGAGGGAGGAGUUGGAGGUGG
Molecule: messenger RNA, 1876 nt
Organism: Engraulis encrasicolus (European anchovy)
Lineage: Eukaryota; Metazoa; Chordata; Actinopteri; Clupeiformes; Engraulidae
Gene: fbxl3b
Product: F-box and leucine-rich repeat protein 3b
Exons: 6
Coding region: 262-1836 (524 amino acids)
Molecular function (GO): protein binding
Source: RefSeq, a predicted model, not a curated record